AUGCUCUGGGGCGGCGACUACCCGUCAUGGAUGGUGCAGCAGUGGGUGCGCUUGGGCGACGUCGAAGACGAAGAGGAUGGAGGCACGGAUGAUGCGGUUGUGGCGGGCGAGUCCGGUGAGAGUAGCCCGACAGGCGCCAACAACGCCGAGACAGCGGACGCGACGGCACUCGGGCGCGAAGAAGAAAUCAAAAGGAUGGACGGCGAGAGUUUCGUCGAGCCUCAGCUGAGCGGCCACGGCGCCCAUCCGCCCCACCCACCGCCGAGUCGCCACAGUGAAGCGGAGAGGGUAGAAGCGGCGGCGAGUGCUGUUGUGAGUAGCAGCGACGCGCCGGUACCGGCGCCGUCACCGAGCUGGACGUUCAUGAUGCAGCAGGCGCUUGAGGCGCUGCAGCUCCACCUGCCGCUCCACCACAACUACCCCCCACCACAGCUGCAGCCGGCGUCCACUGGAGAGACGCCUGUCACGACCCUCGCCAGACACCUCGUACAGGAUGCCCCACUGCUGUGGCUGCGCUACCUACUUGUUCCUAUGUACACGCAGUGGACACAGCAGCGCGCUGCUGCCCCUCCUGCCGCAGACGCGGCGGCAACAACCACGACGGCACCAACACCGUCAUCGUCGUCGCCGUCCGCCACGACAGUCCUUGAGUGUGACGGCGCCGUCACCAUGCACGAGCUGCUCGGCGCUCUUGGCACAGCCAGCGUGCGCGAGGCACUGCGUAAGGAGCAGUCGUGGUCGGACGACCUCGUCAAGCUGGUGGCUGCCGCAGCAGCAGCGCCGCCAUCUGAGGCGUCAGCGACGCUGAAGGCAAUAGACGUACGCCGGGCGGCGAUGCGGGAUCAGCAGCGGCAACACACCGGGGAGAUAGUGUAUUUCACUGGCGCCCUUGCCAAGGCAGCGCAGUCCUUCAUGGUGCUCGGCCAAGGCGGCUACGCCAUCCUUGCCAGCCUCAUCAUACGACUGCUCGGCCGCGCGAGAGCUGCAUGGGCAGAGUGGGCGAGUCCGUUGACAGAGGCAGAGGUUCAGCGCGCAGCUCAGAUGGUAUACCGCUGCGGUGGUCACGAGAUGCGCGCCGACUGCGACAGCAGCAGCAGUGUGAAGGCAGAGGAGAAGGCGCCGGCGGAGAAGCGCAUCCGAGUUGAGCUACCACCGCGACGCGCCGCGCCGCGCACUGACGUCCCGCGCAUGACAGCUGUAGAGUCGUUCGCGGCUCUGCGUGCUGCCCUGAGCUCGGCGGCGCAGCGGCAGGCGCACCUGGUGUGGCGGUGCUGGUACAUCCUCUACGGCUACUACGGUGCGGACCUCUACACAAACGACGUGCUGGCCCGCACGUUGGAGGAGGAAGACCUGGAGAAGGCGGAUGUGCAUCGGAUGGCGGCGGCGCAGCAGGCGCACUGGCGUCGACUGCGGCUCGCUGCAGACGUGAAGCAGCACGCGCCAUCCGAGACGCACUGGCUGUGGUGCUCCACACUGCUCGCCUCCGUAGAGACGAUGCUGAUGGCGGCACUGAGCGGCAAUCGCGCCGACGAGCACGUGCCGGCCGGGGCAUGCGCCGGUGUGCUCACAACGGCAGCCACCGAUGUGCUACCGGCAUGCAUGACUGAACUCUUGUACAGACGGCUCCUGGAGGGUACCGUUCGUGCCUUCACUGCAGAGCUGCGCGACACGCUACGUGUGUACGGAGAGGCUGCCCUCGCCCUCCGCAGCGGCGGUCUGCACAGCUCCACCUUUGCGGACCCCUCCGCUCUGCAGGCGGUGGCGCACAACGUGGUGGCGCUGCAGGACGCAUUUUCGCAGUGCUUGGUUGCAUCUUUAGGGCAUGCACCCGCCGCCGCGAUGGGCCCGCAUCAGGGAAGGUCGACGCUGUGCACCCAGGCCGGUGUGUACCUAUGGCAGUUGUACCCAACGCUGCUGCGCGUGCAGGUACCGGAGGAGGCGUCGUGGAUGAGCACCACUGGCACAGAGCAGGCCGGCGACACCGUUGGAGCGAGCGACUCAGCCGAGGUGGCGGCUGGGCCGUUUGCCGCGCAGUUCAAGCGCCACUGGCGGCGGCGUGGGCGGCAUCUAUCCGCUGUAAUGACGGAUGCCUUCCACUGCAUGGAGCAGGCGUUGACGCAUGGGCGGCACCGCGCCACUUCGCCGCUGCCGCUGCCGUUGCCGUUGCUGAGCAGCACUGCAGCACCGACCACCGCGACCGCGGCAGUGUCGAAGUCGUGUGACGGCAGCGCGGGCGCCAACGACGACGUCCGUGGCUGGAACAACGCAGAUGAUGGCGCGGCCACGGCGCGUUUUCUUGCCGCCCUCGCGCACAGCCCUGCCGGCGGGGUUGCGGCGAGCAGCAGCAGUGCUAGCAACGACGCAUGGACUGCAGCGUUGUGCGACAUCGCCGCAGACUUCUACGCCGUGUACGACCAGAGCUGUUUCUUUAUUCUCCGCCCUGAACGGCAGCGACUCUUCACCCUCUCUGUGCGGCGGCUCUCCCACCUCCUGAUGGGCCCGCCAGAUGUAAGCUCCGCCAGCUCCUCUCCGUCCCUCGCCGCAGCGUCCGGCUCAGCCACAAGGACGACACCACCGCUCCCUCAGCAGCCCCUCGUGUGCCUCCUGCGUCGUGACACGCGCCUGUGGAUGCUGCUGACGCAUGGUGUGCUGCUGCAACUGGAGCGGCGAGGUCGCGUGGCGCGCGAGGAUGAGGCACUGCUCGCGUCGUACCUCCUGCCGCUCAUGACACUCUUAGGGAGUAGGCAGCACGAUGGAGAAGUCGAUCGGGGUAGCGCAGACAGCUUCUUACCAUGCAAUGCGACGGAGGGGUCGCCGGUGUGGGCAGACACCGCUGUCGCCGAGGAUAUCCUGUUGCUCCUUGCCAGCGGUCUCGCUUCGCUCCCGUGGGACUUGGAAGAGGUCUAUGUCACGGUGCAGCGGCACACCGCCCUGUGUCUGCGUCACUGCACGCGACACAGAGGGGGGCUAUCGACUAACAGGGCAGCGACGGUGACGGAGAUGGCAGCGUGGUUCGGUGCUGCCGAGCCUGCGAGCACGUCAGCGGCGCCAUCAUCCCCGACGACUGCUGUGGCCUCGCCGUGGGGUUUCUCUGGCGUCGCUGAGGUGGGCUCCCCAGCCGUGCGGAGCGACAGAGGUGCAGCAACCCUGGCUAGAGAGACAGCACAGAUCGACGCGCAGUGCCGCCGAGACAACCCGCUCCUCGCGCACCGCGGAGACGAAGCGGCGUCGGUCUCCGUUGCCGCUGGCGCCCGCAACCCCACGUUAACAGCGCCGUCCGGCCCUUCUGAGGACGCUGUAGACGCGCGCUUCGCUGCGGCUCUCGCCCGCCACGGGCAGCUCGCCUCCACCUCUCUCGCCUCAGCGCCGUGCGGGCUGCUGAUGGUGGUCGGUGCCUACCGCAGCUGCGGCCGCGCCCUUCACGGCCUCCGCGCUGCGCUGGAGGAGCAGCAUCGCAUGGCGCGUGAAGACGAGGUUGGCGAGUUCGUUGGCCGCACCGUCACCUUCUGCACUUCGGAGGACAUCGCCGCCUUCCGCGGUCUCGUGACGACGGUGCACAGCUGCGUCUUCGGCUAUGCCUGUCGGCCACGCGGGCUGCUGCGGCUAUGGCUGGGGUAUCUCCAGCACCUCUUCGACUGCGUGGUGCCGCGGUCGGCGUCGUCGUCGUCCGGGGACCCCCUGUGUACCGAGGGAGAGGACACGCUGGUGCUGAUGCCGAGCAGCUGGCAGCGGCGACACCACAUAACAACCUUGUUUGGUGCGCGGGUGUACCGCACCGGGUGGCGGGCGCUGCAGCACGACGGCGAGCCGGCGUCGCAGACGCGGCUGCGGGAGGUGCUGGGCGAGUGCUUGGCGGACCUCAUGUUGCUGCCCUACUCACACACUCGUGGCGGUGCCAACCGCCGUAAGAAUGAAGCGGCAGCGUCGACGGUGGCGGCUGAGCGCAUGGACGCGGCCGCCGCCACGCAGGCGGUUCUGCAGCGCACGUUACCUCACACUGUGCUGGAGAUUCUGUGCGAGCUGCUUCGCAUACCCGUUGAAGGCAACCGGGAUGGUGCGAGCGACGGGGAGAAGGUCGCCGCCGUGGACGCGGCUGGGAAGACCAUCGGAAAAAGUUUCCUCGGUCUCGAGGGGCUUCUCGCCUUCCUGCGUCGGCUGGAGCUCCUCGUGGCUCCUGGCAGCGUGCAGGACCGUCGCCUUAUCCACCUGCUGCGACGCGUGUACGAGGCAGCCGACGCGGCGGCGCUCGGCAUCUGA
This is a messenger RNA of Leishmania mexicana MHOM/GT/2001/U1103, 4257 nucleotides long. RefSeq lists its product as hypothetical. The record is from RefSeq and is a predicted model, not a curated record. The transcript has a single exon. Bases 1 to 4257 code for a protein of 1418 amino acids. NCBI's taxonomy places the organism in Eukaryota, Euglenozoa, Kinetoplastea, Trypanosomatida, Trypanosomatidae.